Sardina pilchardus (European sardine) is the source of this 1800-nucleotide messenger RNA. Its product is annotated as sodium-dependent serotonin transporter-like. Bases 1 to 1800 code for a protein of 599 amino acids. Gene Ontology annotation, molecular function: serotonin:sodium:chloride symporter activity; serotonin binding. NCBI's taxonomy places the organism in Eukaryota, Metazoa, Chordata, Actinopteri, Clupeiformes, Clupeidae. The transcript has 13 exons. Gene Ontology annotation, biological process: sodium ion transmembrane transport; serotonin uptake. The record is from RefSeq and is a predicted model, not a curated record. Gene Ontology annotation, cellular component: neuron projection; plasma membrane.
AUGGAGGCCAUUGUCCACAAGACAUCACGCCAGGAAGUGGGAGGAUCUCCUCAGCCCCAGUCUACACCUGAGAGUCCUGACCCGACACCUCCUCAGCCCACCAGCUGUGGUGUGGAGCCACUGGGGAACUGCAGGAGUACCAGAGACCUGUGGAGAGGAAAGACAGACUUCCUCUUGUCUGUGAUUGGCUAUGCAGUGGAUUUGGGAAACGUUUGGCGUUUCCCCUACAUCUGCUACCAAAAUGGAGGAGGUGCCUUUCUGGUGCCAUACCUGGUGAUGGCUGUGUUUGGAGGAGUGCCCCUGUUCUACAUGGAGUUGGCACUGGGCCAGUACCACCGCUCGGGCUGCAUCUCCAUCUGGACUCACAUCUGUCCCGUCUUCAAAGGCAUUGGCUACGCCAUCUGUGUUGUUGCUCUGUACACAGCCUUCUACUAUAACACCAUCAUGGCCUGGGCCCUGCACUACCUGUUGUCCUCCUUCCACCCCACGCUGCCCUGGACCACAUGCGACAACCCUUGGAACACCCCCCGCUGUGUGCCCUCCAGCCCUGAUGCCACCAACCACACCUGGGGCAACACAUCCACCUCCCCGGCAGAGGAAUACUACCUACGGCACGUGCUGCAGGUGCACCAGUCGCCGGGUCUUCACCACCUGGGCUCGGUCAGCUGGCGCCUGGCCCUCUGUCUGCUGCUCAUCUUCACCGUGGUCUUCUUCAGCAUCCGGAGCGGGAUCCGCACAUCAGGCAAGGUGGUCUGGGUGACAGCCACUCUGCCCUACCUGGUCCUGUUCGUCAUGCUCAUCAGGGGACUCACCCUCCCAGGGGCCUGGAGCGGAGUCCUCUACUACCUUAAGCCUGACUGGACCAAAAUACUCAACACAAAGGUGUGGGUGGAUGCCGGUGCACAGAUUCUCUUCUCCCUGGGUCCCGGCUUUGGGGUUCUGAUGGCUCUUGCCAGCUAUAAUGAUUUCCACAACAACUGCUACAGGGACGCCCUGGUUGGCAGUUGGGUAAACUGCUUGACCAGUUUCCUGUCCGGCUUUGUCAUCUUCACUGUCCUGGGCUACAUGGCUGAACUGAGGCAACAGGACAUUGAGUCUGUGGCAAGAGACACUGGUCCUAGUCUGCUCUUCAUCACCUACACGGAGGCCCUUUCCACCAUGCCAGCAGCCCCCUUCUUCUCUUUCAUCUUCUUCCUCAUGAUCAUUGCACUUGGACUGGACAGUACGUUUGCAGGUCUGGAGGGGGUGGUCACAGCGGUGGUAGAUGAGUUCCCUGGAGUCCUGCUGAGGAGGAGAGAAUGGUUUGUUCUGGGCUUAGUGUGCUUCUGCUACUUCGGUGCACUCACCACUGUGACAUAUGGAGGAGCAUAUGUGGUGAAGUUGUUUGAAGAGUUUGCCACUGGCCCUGCUAUCGUCACCAUUGUCUUUCUGGAGGUGGUGGCUGUGUCCUGGUUCUAUGGUGUCUCUCGGUUCUGUGGAAAUGUGCAAAUGAUGUUGGGUUCCAGCCCUGGCUUGUUUUGGAGGACCUGUUGGAUGGUGUUCAGUCCCUGUUUCCUACUGUUCAUCAUCAUCAGUUUCCUGGCGGUGGCUCCAGAGCCCAAGCUCUUUGACUAUCGCUAUCCAUCAUGGACUACAGGCCUCGGGUACGCCACCGCACUCUCCUCCUUCGUCUGUGUUCCAGCGUACAUGAUCUUCUACAUGCUCUCCACCUCUGGAACCUUCAAACAGCGCUGGUUGAAAAGCAUCACCCCGCCGCAACUUACAAUAGAUGCAGAAGACACUCCGAUGACACAGCUGUGA